AUGGCUCGCGUUAUCCUCUUCAUCCUGAGCGGCGCCUUGGCAGUGCUGCUCACCAUCAUUGGCAUCGGUCUCCAGAUCGCCAUCAGCGUUCGCCUCGACCACAAGUCCACACCAAAGAAUGCGGCAGCGGUAGCCGCAACCUUCGAGUUCGUCGUCUUGAUUGUUCUUGGUUGGCUAGCGGCAUCUCGGCUCUUCUGGCCCAACAAGACUCUGUCGGGUCGACGCCUUAUCAUUGCCCUUGCGAGCCAGGUUGCCUCCUGCACCCUCGGCGCUGCCGCAUCAGCUGCGUCUUUGGCAUGCCUGAGCAACUCGGCCGCCGAGGAUGCCGCUGAUGCAGGGCUUGCUGCAUGGGAGAGCAGCAUAUUGGCUGGCUCUGCUGUGAUCCUGGCACUUGCCAUUGUAUCUCAGCUGGCGUUCCUAGUUAUGCAUUUCGUCUCGUCUCGAGGGGUUGCAUCCGGGAGCUCGUCCGAGACCGACGGGGAAAGCCACAGGAGCCCCAACACUAGGGUCAAAGGCAUUCGGUACAGCCAGACUAGUCCGAUCAGCAGCAAACAAGCACCGGAUGAGGUUUACGUUGAGCGGAAAGGCUCAUCACCGUCCACGGCGACUAAGUCGACAAUAGGGACCAUUCGGUCCACCGUCUCGCAGGCCAUCCGUCCAAGCUCGUCGACCAAGAGGCUGCUGUCUCUGAGAGAGAAGAGUCGGCUGGCGUCGCCGGAGUCGGCUCCCCGGAGGCGCAGCGGCGACAACUCCUUUGAUUCCUGGGACACGUCCUCUGUCGACACACACAACCGUCAAGUUGUGUUAGAGAUGUCGUCGCCGACCAUCAAGGCGCCUGGUGGCCUCGAGACGAUCCCAGCUAGCCCGACUGCGGCUUACAUGCUGGAUCCCCAGGAGUCGCCUUUGGAGCCGCCCCCAACCCUGCGCCGAAGUAGAAGCUACAGCGCCUCGACUCUCUCGCAGAUGGAGGAAGCACGCAACAGCUCCUCCAGUGAACUGCACAUCCACCCUCUCUUCCGGUCUGACUCGCCCACGCCGCCGCCAGUAGCCAUGCCUGGGACGUCGGUCGUGGCAUCCCCCCAGGCAGGACAGGUGAUCACUCGGAGAGAGAGCAGGCAGUCGCUGAAGCGCAUGCGCAGCAGCAGCCUGCAGACAGGCCGUAGCCCGCUGAGUCGUCAAACGAGCCUCGAGAACGCCAAGUUGGGGAGGCAAAGCGCAUUGCCCGAGGAAGAGGAGGCGGCCAACUCCGCAAGGAAGAUGACUCCUCCAGUCCCCGACUGGCUAUUGAACCCGGGAAUGCAAGCUAGCUUGGCGGCAACGGGUAGCGGCGGCGAGGCUGAAAGGUGA
Purpureocillium lilacinum is the source of this 1347-nucleotide messenger RNA. RefSeq lists its product as uncharacterized. The record is from RefSeq and is a predicted model, not a curated record. Lineage: Eukaryota; Fungi; Ascomycota; Sordariomycetes; Hypocreales; Ophiocordycipitaceae.